This is a messenger RNA of Diplodia corticola, 1326 nucleotides long. RefSeq lists its product as uncharacterized. Bases 1 to 1326 code for a protein of 441 amino acids. The transcript has a single exon. The record is from RefSeq and is a predicted model, not a curated record. Lineage: Eukaryota; Fungi; Ascomycota; Dothideomycetes; Botryosphaeriales; Botryosphaeriaceae.
AUGGCAAGCCGCAACCGCAACCGCAUCCGCAUCCGCAUCCGUUCCAAGCCAGUCCAGAGCUCGGCCGCUCUGGCGGAAAAGAAGGGGCUUGCCACCAACAACGAGAACAAAAAGCUCACCGUCAGCAACGAGAAUCAGCAGCUUCUUGCUGGAAAGCAAAGCAAGAAGCCUGUUGUCGGAACUGAGGCCAAGAAUUCGGCUGUUGGCAAGACGAAGAUGAAGAAGCAGCGCCUCGGCUUCCUCGAUCUACCUGGCGAAAUCCGUAACAUGAUUUACGCCCACUGCUUCGAAGACGAAAUCUGGAUCGACAUGACGCCGACCGCGGACCACAUCCUGAAGCAGAACAAGGUCCAGCUGGGCACCUGGGCAUCCGCGGCCCACGCGGCCCCCAAGCCCACCACCACCACCACCAGCGAGUCGAACAACGAGGACACCAGCAACGCCAACCCCACUGCCACCGGAGAAGACACCCUCGCCCUCCCUCAUCUCACCAUAACCGGCCGCCGCACCGCCCGCUUCUCCGCCACCACCUUCGCCACCCCAACCCCGCGCCUCAAACCCCAAAAAAUCGCCUACAAACCCCACUCCCGCCGCGGCCACACCACCACCACCUCCCCGACCAAAUGGACCACCUCCCCCGGCGCCCUCGUCCUCACCUGCCGCCAGAUCCACCACGAGGCCCUCCCCUUCUUCUACGCCGCCCCCUUCUUCAUCUUCAGCGCCCCGCGCCCCCUGCUGCGCUUCCUCGCCCUCGUGCCGCCGCCCAAGCUCGCCCUCGUGCGCAAGCUGCACGUCGCGCACGCCACGUACGGCGACCCGACGCGGCCCCGCGACGAGGCGUGGCGGACGCGCCACCAGGCCGCGUGGAAGCGCGCCAUGGACGAGGCCGCGCGCCUGCUCGUCGGCCUCGCCGUGCUGCGCUGCCGCGUCGUGGCCAACGAGCGCCCCUUGGUGUUUGCGCUUGCGUCGGCCGCCUGGGCGCGGACGCUGGUCGAGGCGUGGGGGCCGGCGUGUCAGCGCCAGCGCCAGCAGCCGGGGGAGGGGAAGGAGCGGGAGAAGGAGAAGGAGAUGGUCGUGGCGACGGUGGGAGGGGCGCCGCAGGGCCCGCUGCGGGUGGAGAUUGCGGUGCAGAGCGCGUGGGUCGUCAAGGGCGCGUACAUGCCGAAUGAGGCGCUGAGGACGGCGCUGGUCGAGCUGCACAGGCUGUUUGCUGAGGGGGUGAGGAGGAGGAUGUGUGGAUGGAGCGAGGAGGAUGCGAUGCUUGAUUUUAACUUGGCCAAGUUCGAGAAGUACAAGAGGCUGAGUGAGGUGUUUCCGAUGCCGUGA